UUUAAUCCCUUGAUCGUCCUAGAUGUUAACCCCUUCCAAGCCAGUGUCAUUAGUACAGUAACAGUGUAUAGUAUUAUCACUGAUCACUGUACUAAUGUCUGCAGUCUCCGGUCAUCUCGUGUACUGUGUCCGCAGUCUCCGGUCAUCUCGUGUACUGUGUCCGCAGUCUCCGGUCAUCCCCUGUACUGUGUCCGCAGUCUCCGGUCAUCCCCUGUACUGUGUCCGCAGUCUCCGGUCAUCCCCUGUACUGUGUCCGCAGUCUCCGGUCAUCCCCUGUACUGUGUCCGCAGUCUCCGGUCAUCCCCUGUACUGUGUCCGCAGUCUCCGGUCAUCCCCUGUACUGUGUCCGCAGUCUCCGGUCAUCCCCUGUACUGUGUCCGCAGUCUCCGGUCAUCCCCUGUACUGUGUCCGCAGUCUCCGGUCAUCCCCUGUACUGUGUCCGCAGUCUCCGGUCAUCCCCUGUACUAUGUCUCAGUCUCUGGUCAUCUCCUGUACUGUGUCCGCAGUCUCUGGUCAUCUCCUGUACUGUGUCCGCAGUCUCUGGUCAUCUCCUGUACUAUGUCCGCAGUCUCUGGUCAUCCCCUG
This is a messenger RNA of Staurois parvus, 585 nucleotides long. NCBI's taxonomy places the organism in Eukaryota, Metazoa, Chordata, Amphibia, Anura, Ranidae. The record is from the annotation of a GenBank genome assembly.